CGUGCGGUUAUGAUCCUUGUAGGGAUGAGUUGUGUUUACCUUUGUUUAUUUUGGUGCCAAAAUUGGAAAUAUACGCAGGUUAACUAAACUAAAAACUAAUCCCCCCCCCCCUAUUUGCUGAUGCAAUCUUAAAUUUAGGCGUUUUGAAACGACUACCUUUGUUUAGUGUAGACAGGACAACAGCGCCCCUAAAAUCGUCAAAUCAAGUGUACAACGAAGCAAAUUUAAUGAACGUACUAUGAUGACCCGUACAUCUCUGUUGGUGGCGAUCUAUGUUGUCUUGUUGGCCCCACUAGGUGAAGGAUUUCCUGGCCACAACUCCCCACCGGUGUUUGACCUGAAGAGAGAGUGGUUGAUACCUGAAAAUGAACCAGUUGGGAGCCGAAUUAUCACGGCAAGGGCACAUGAUGACGAGAAAGAUGAUAUCAAAUAUGGAAUCAAGCCUGCACUGUACCUCGAUGGAUCCAGUUUCUUCCGAAUAAACAAGAAAUCGGGGGAAGUAUUCCUGGCCAGUCCUUUAACGGGUCAGGCUGGAAAUGACUACUACCUGUUCAUCACAGCUUAUGAUGGUCAUCAAAUGGCCAAGAUUGAAGUUUAUGUUCGAGUACUGAAGCCUAAUGAUGGUCCUGAAGAAUGGUUUUCCAUCGAUGAAUCUUCUAUCCCCGGUCUUCCGAGCAGUGGCCCUGGUCGCCGGCCCUUUCCGCCUUAUCACCCGAAUCCUCCCUCCUAUCCCUUCCUACCUAACCCCCCCACCGCUGCCCCCUCCCCAAUCAAACCUUCCCAAAAUAUAUCCCCCGUUUCUUCACAAUCUUCAAACGUCUCUUCCUACACCUCCUCAACUACCUCCACUUCCAUCCCUUCCUCGCCCGAAGGAGCCAAGACAACAGUACCCCCUAGCAAUUCGGAAGAGGACGUUGCAGAAGACAACAACGAUGAUAAUAAGAAAAGCUUCGACGUGACAACAACCGUGUUGCUCAUUGUUGCUAUAUUAGGAAUUGCUCCGAUUGUAGCAUUUUUACUGUGGUUUUUUUAUAAGAAACGUUAUAGCAAGAAUGAAGUUAAACAGCAUAAGGAAGUUCAGGACCGCAACCUCAGCGAAAUGACAAACGAUCUUGGUCUAAGUGAGCACUCUAGCGCCCUUUAUCACCAGCGGUCUAGGCGAGCUCCGUCUAAUCGCUAUGAAUCCGGGGAUCUUACGGAAAUUACCCCAGAAGACAAGAAGUGGGAAUUUCCGCGCCACCAUUUACGGUUCCUCGGAAUUCUGGGAGAAGGUUGUUUUGGACAGGUCUGGAAAUGUGAAGCACUUAACAUCAACAACAGUGAUGGUGCCUGUAUCGUUGCGGUCAAAACUCUGAAAGAAAAUGCUUCUGAGAAAGAGAAGAAAGAUUUACUGAGUGAACUAAAAGUAAUGAAACUGUUGGAUCCACAUCCUAAUGUCGUCACUUUGUGGGGAUGUUGCACUGAAAAAGAUCCAUUGUUCGUCAUCAUGGAAUAUGUAACAGGAGGGAAACUGCAGUCCUACCUUCGAGAAAGUCGGGCAGAGCGUUUCUAUGGAAACCUGCAUGGCACUUCUCGACACCUCUCUUCACGAGACCUGACAUCAUUCGCCUACCAAGUAGCUAAAGGAAUGGAAUACUUGUCAUCUAAAGGGAUAAUUCACAGGGACCUGGCAGCCAGGAACGUUCUGGUUGGAGAGCACAAAACCUGUAAAAUUGCGGACUUUGGAUUUGCAAGGGAUGUAAUAAUCAACCGCGUGUACGAAAGGAAGUCUGAGGGACGGCUACCAAUACGCUGGAUGGCACCCGAGUCUUUGUUUGAUAACAUAUUCACCACUAAAACUGAUGUUUGGUCUUUCGGAAUUCUGAUGUGGGAGAUUGUCACACUAGGUUCAACCCCUUACCCAGGGAUGGCAGCAGCUGAAGUGAUGGGACGGGUCAGGGAUGGAUACAGACUAGAAAAGCCUGACCACUGCAAGCGAAAAAUGUACAAUAUAAUGUAUUACUGCUGGGAUAAAGAUUCCAAAGAACGGCCUUCUUUUCCGGAACUCGUUCGUCUUUUAGACAAGCUUCUUAUUAGUGAACACGAAUACAUUGAACUCGACAGAUUUCCCGAUCAUUCUUACUAUAACAUUACUAAUUUAUCUGGAGAAAAACUGUAGUUAAAUGUUCACUUGUUUGGAUACAUGUAAUUAUCAUCCCUUAGAAAGCUUUGUAUACCAUUCGUUAGUGGGUGAUAGUGGAUGAAAGUCUACAAUAGUCAUGGAAGAAAAAAGGAAGUGGACAAUUUCCAUAAAAAAUGACGAUCAGUACUUGGACAGCUUCGACACAGAAAAAUCAAAAUGAACUUCAUAUAAUUAAAAAUGUUGUCGGUAGGCGGCGAUAAUUUUGCAAAUGUUACAAUUUAAACUGUUGCAUUUGAACAGAAACAGGCACAGUUUUGAAAAAUAACUGUAGAGCGAGAGCAAAAACGAAGACGCGAAAUAUUUCUUGCUCAAUUUAUAGUUCACCGACAGAAUGUGACCAAUUUUGAUUUAUAUUUUUGGAAUAAAAACGUAAUUUGUAAAUCUC
Limulus polyphemus (Atlantic horseshoe crab) is the source of this 2567-nucleotide messenger RNA. Its product is annotated as tyrosine kinase receptor Cad96Ca-like. The record is from RefSeq and is a predicted model, not a curated record. Gene Ontology annotation, cellular component: membrane; signaling receptor complex. Gene Ontology annotation, molecular function: ATP binding; transmembrane receptor protein tyrosine kinase activity; calcium ion binding. Gene Ontology annotation, biological process: protein phosphorylation; multicellular organism development; cell surface receptor protein tyrosine kinase signaling pathway. Lineage: Eukaryota; Metazoa; Arthropoda; Merostomata; Xiphosura; Limulidae. The transcript is spliced from 12 exons. The coding region runs from base 239 to 2158 and encodes 639 amino acids.